Messenger RNA from Vigna unguiculata (cowpea), 3231 nucleotides. RefSeq names its product auxin response factor 2A-like. Gene Ontology annotation, biological process: regulation of DNA-templated transcription; response to hormone. NCBI's taxonomy places the organism in Eukaryota, Viridiplantae, Streptophyta, Magnoliopsida, Fabales, Fabaceae. Gene Ontology annotation, cellular component: nucleus. Gene Ontology annotation, molecular function: DNA binding. The record is from RefSeq and is a predicted model, not a curated record.
UGGUUAAGUCUCAACCCCACAUCCCAAAAGCCACACACAACACAACAUACGCUUCUUCGUCAUCUUCUUCUUCUUCUUGGUCGGAGCACCAAGAUUUUGGAAUUUCGCCUGCAAUAACUGCUCAAGUGUUUGUUCACCCACCACUUCUCUUACCUCUCAGCUUCGAGGUUAACUUGUUGAGUGAAUUUGGGUUUAUCUCUGUGUUUCUUCCUGCCAAGGCCCUGAACGAUUACGCCAGGAGUGUUGCGGAUGAGAGAUCUGUGGUGAGGUCUGUGGAAAUGGCAUCAUCCGAGGUGACGAUGAAGGGAAAUUGCUCGAACCAUAUCGACGGCGGAGCUGUGGAGGCUCAGGCGCCGGCCACGGCCAAAGACGCAGAAGCUGCACUUUUCAGGGAACUGUGGCACGCGUGUGCCGGUCCUCUCGUGACCGUGCCGCGCGAAGGAGAGCGCGUGUUUUAUUUUCCUCAGGGACAUAUCGAGCAGGUUGAGGCGUCGACGAAUCAGGUGGCGGACCAGCACAUGCCGGUUUACGAUCUCCCACCCAAGAUCCUUUGUCGGGUCAUCAACGUGCAGCUGAAGGCCGAGCCCGACACGGAUGAGGUGUUCGCUCAGGUCACCUUGCUUCCGGAGCCAAAUCAAAAUGAGAAUGACGUGGAGAAAGAACCGCCACCGCCUCCGCCUCCGCGGUUUCACGUUCAUUCUUUCUGUAAAACCCUGACAGCGUCCGACACCAGUACCCAUGGUGGCUUUUCCGUGCUGAGACGGCAUGCUGAUGAAUGCCUUCCCCCUCUGGAUAUGUCGAAGCAGCCACCCACUCAGGAAUUGGCAGCUAAGGAUCUUCAUGGAAACGAAUGGCGAUUUAAACAUAUCUUUCGGGGUCAGCCCCGUAGACACUUGCUUCAGAGUGGUUGGAGUGUUUUUGUUAGCUCCAAAAGGCUUGUCGCUGGGGAUGCGUUUAUAUUUCUUAGAGGUGAAAACGGGGAACUUCGAGUUGGUGUCAGGCGAGCAAUGAGACAACAGGGUAAUGUUCCAUCCUCAGUGAUCUCAAGUCACAGCAUGCAUCUUGGGGUCCUUGCAACUGCUUGGCAUGCCAUCUUGACGGGGACAAUCUUCACUGUCUAUUACAAGCCUAGGACUAGUCCCGCUGAAUUUAUUGUUCCGUAUGACCAAUAUAUGGAGUCUCUCAAAAACAGUUAUACCAUCGGGAUGCGGUUCAAAAUGAGAUUUGAAGGUGAAGAGGCUCCAGAGCAGAGGUUUACUGGUACAAUUGUUGGAAUUGAAGAUUCUGAUCCCAACAGGUGGAGAGAAUCCAAAUGGAGAUGCCUCAAGGUGAGAUGGGAUGAAACAUCUAACACCCCUCGUCCUGAGAGAGUUUCCCCAUGGAAAAUAGAGCCUGCUCUUGCGCCUCCGGCUCUAAAUCCUCUUUCAAUGCCCAGGACUAAAAGGCCUCGGUCUAACGCAGUUCCUUCAUCUCCAGAUUCAUCUGUCCUUACUCGAGAAGCAGCAUCAUCUAAAGUAAGCGUAGACCCUUCACCGGCAAAUGGGUUUCCAAGGGUCUUGCAAGGUCAAGAAUUCUCGACCUUGAGAGGCAAUUUUGGUGAAAGCAAUGACUCUGAUGCUGCUGAGAAAUCUGUUGUUUGGCCGCCUGCUGCAGUAGAUGAUGAAAAGAUUGAUGCUUCUACGUCAAGGAGGUAUGGGACGGAGAGCUGGAUGUCAAUGGGGAGGAACGAGCCAACAUAUUCUGAUCUUCUUUCAAGCUUUGGGGCCGGAGGGGAUCCUUCUCAUUCAUCCUUGAUGGAUCAAAUGAGCCCUGUAGCUUAUCCCACUAGAAAGCAAUCGUCGGAUCAUGAAGGCAAACUUCACAUGCCUCAGCCGUGGCCUGUAAUGCCCUCCAGUCUUUCAUUGAAUAUAUUGGACUCUAAUACGAAAGGUCCUGCACAUGGUGGUGAUCCAACUUACCAAGCUCGAGGGAAUUUGAGGUACAGUGCAUUUGGUGAAUACCCUGCUCUGCAUGGUCAUAAAGUAGAGCACUCACAUGGAAACUUGAUGCCACCCCCAUCUGCACCCCUAAAUCAAUAUCAAAGUCCUUGUUCAAGAGAAGUUAUGUCAAAACCAGUGUCAACAAAAACAUUUGAGGCUGUGAAGUUAAAAGAUGGUGACUGUAAGCUAUUUGGCUUCUCACUUAUCAGUGGCCCUAUUGUACCAGAGCCUUCUGUAUCGCAAAGAAAUGUGAACGAACCUACUGGUCAGAUGCAUCUUACGCCACACCAACAAAGAACAUCCGAAAAUGAUGAGAAGUCAGACCACUCAAAGGGCUCAAAAACUGCUGAUGAUCAAAUUGUUGAUGACCAUGAUAGACCAUUACAGACUUCUCAGCUGCAUGCGAAAGAUGGUCAAGCUAAACCCCUCAGUAGUUCCGCUAGGAGUUGCACUAAAGUUCACAAGAAGGGCAUUGCACUCGGUAGGUCAGUGGACCUUACGAAGUACACCGGCUAUGAUGAAUUAGUGGCUGAAUUGGAUCAGCUGUUUGAAUUUGAGGGAGAGUUAUUGUCAACUAAAAAAGAUUGGCUUAUUGUCUAUACUGAUAAUGAGGGUGAUAUGAUGCUUGUAGGCGAUGAUCCGUGGCAGGAAUUCUGUGCCAUGGUUCGCAAAAUUUACAUCUACCCUAAGGAGGAGAUCCAGAAAAUGAGCCCUGGUACCCUGAGCUCGAAAAAUGAAGAGAACCUGUCGGGUAGUGAAGGUGCAGAUGCAAAAGAUGUUAAACGUCUGCCGCUUCAAAAGUUCAAUUAUGAAAAUUGCCUUGACGCGUGAUGAUUAGUAGAUUGAGUUUCGCAGCUUUCAGAUUCCGGGCUGGAAAGUAUGAAAUUGUCAUGAACCCAUCCAUCCAGAUGGAGAACAUAACAAGACGAAUUAUAAUGGAGGCUGACUGCUUGAAAUCAAAUAUAUAUAUAUAUAUAGAUGGUAUGGCACGGCAUGAAAGAGUAUCCGUCCAAUUUUUGAAAUCCCGGAAUUAGUAGUAUAUUGUCUGCCCAGUUAUACGAUCUCUUAGGAUGUAAUCAAUUGUGUUUUGAGCGAGGUGAUAUCCACCUUGCCUUUUUUAGACCAAUCCCACUUGUAGUAGUUGUUGUACAUAGUUGUUUCUCUCCCAUCCUCUGAACAACCGUUAAUGUAAUGAAAUUUUAUACAAAGGGCGCUUUUAUGGUUGCUAUCCACUUUAUUUCAUUUUACUUUC